Messenger RNA from Argentina anserina (silverweed cinquefoil), 1007 nucleotides. RefSeq names its product protein RER1B. Gene Ontology annotation, biological process: retrograde vesicle-mediated transport, Golgi to endoplasmic reticulum; protein retention in ER lumen. Bases 161 to 712 code for a protein of 183 amino acids. The record is from RefSeq and is a predicted model, not a curated record. Gene Ontology annotation, cellular component: Golgi membrane. Lineage: Eukaryota; Viridiplantae; Streptophyta; Magnoliopsida; Rosales; Rosaceae. The transcript has 4 exons.
UCUGACUUCUGGGCGCGGGUGAAUCACACUAUCCUCAAUCAGACGCAACCAAAUAGCUUAGCGGCGACCGUCGCGACUUCCUCGUCUUCCUCAUUCUCUCUCUCUUUCUCUACGCUCCAAACCCUAAUUCCAGAUUCCCGGCGAAUACUCCCUGAUUCCGAUGGAGGGACUCGGAAGCGACGGAGCCUCGGUGACGUCACCGGUGGCGCAGUGGAAGAGCGAUUUCGCGAGAGCGUUCCAGUACUACCUGGAUCGGUCGACACCGCACACGCUCCACAGGUGGCUAGGAACCCUAGCGGUGGCGAUGAUCUACAUUCUGCGAGUUUACUAUAUCCAGGGCUUCUAUGUGGUCUCGUAUGGGCUCGGAAUCUACGUCUUGAACCUCUUGAUCGGGUUCUUCUCGCCCAAGGUUGACCCGGAGCUCGAGGCUUUGGAUGGGGCGGCGUUGCCUACCAAAGGCGCCGAUGAGUUCAGGCCUUUCGUUCGCCGCCUCCCGGAGUUUAAGUUCUGGUAUUCAAUUACAAAGGCUUUCAUCAUUGCCUUUAUAAUGACCUUCAUUUCUGUGCUGGAUGUGCCUGUUUUCUGGCCAAUAUUGUUAUGCUACUGGAUUGUGCUGUUUGUGCUCACAAUGAAGCGACAGAUCCUACAUAUGAUCAAAUACAAAUAUGUCCCGUUUGAUAUUGGGAAGCAGAGGUACACUGGAAAGAAGUGACCCGGAUAGAGGUGCAUUUUCUACAAUGCUAAACACAAAGCCCAAAGAUAUGUUGCCGGUUUGUAGGCCUUGUGCCAAAGCAAAUGGGAAUUUGGGAUCUUAAAUACACUUUUGAAAGUAAGGUUGUUAGUGCAUUUGUAACAUGGGGUUAGAUUCUCUAGUUUAGGAGAAAUGGAUGACAGGUCUUGAAACACAUCUAAUGUUUACAACAGAGUAUUAGCAUUGUGUAUGCACCCAAUGUUUGUGUUUUGUUGUAAGCAAAUUCUUAAGCAUGAUAACUACUUCAUAUUCCAGA